This is a messenger RNA of Hypoxylon fragiforme, 1552 nucleotides long. RefSeq lists its product as uncharacterized. The record is from RefSeq and is a predicted model, not a curated record. The coding region runs from base 307 to 1503 and encodes 398 amino acids. The transcript has a single exon. Lineage: Eukaryota; Fungi; Ascomycota; Sordariomycetes; Xylariales; Hypoxylaceae.
AAUUGUCAUCUGGCACACAUAGACUUAUAGAUAGUAAACCCCACGAGCGAAUUGAGGUGUCUCAAACUCCUUCUCAUCCUUUAUCCCUUUAUCUGCCGUAUUUAUCACUUCUCUUCAGUUCUAUUCUUGCAUAUACGCGAGAAGUCUAGGAGUUUCCCGUGCGUAGAAAGGCCCUUGAUUGUGUUGAGCGUUAGAAGCCUACAUACAGCCCAUCCUACCCAGUUGUCCGUGUCUUCGCCGUGCUAUUAAUAUGCAGCAAGUCCCCUGUUUCCUAGUUCAUCUAGUUCACCAGUCUACAACUAGAUCAUGCCAAAAUCAGUGACAUCGCCAAGUGAUUUUAUUUAUCGAAGGCCUCGAGGUUCAUUUCCUAGUUCACCUGCCCAGGACGAACCAACCAUGGAUCUCGGGGGUCAGAGAAUAUCUGAUACUUGCCUACGUUACGAGCCCCUGGCACUGGAAACCCGUAAUUCGGGUUCCCAUGACACAGUUGGUCCUGUAUUACCUGGAAUGUCUCAAACAACUCGGCGUGCUACGUGUCCAACCCCCCAGAUCGCCAACGAGCAUGAUAAUCAACUAUCGGCAUUCUCGCCUAAAUGCCGCAAACCUCUGCCGGGCGUGUUUUAUCAGUGCUCGACUUGCCAUCGCGGAGUUAAAACAUCGAGUUCUACGUCCACUACAAAUCCUUCGAAUCCUGCUCCUCAUCUCCCACAGGCAUCCGAGGGUUUUCCUCCAGCUAAUGCUGCUUCCCAGGAUACUGCCACCGUCACAGUUUCAGAUUUCUCACCUCGACAGAUCUCCGGAGACACGACGUUGCCUAUUGACUCUACCCAAAACAGCAUAAGCCAGCAUUCUUCAACAGACACGUUUACUCUUACCAGUCAGAGCACGAGUCCCCCCACCAGCAGCACAGAACACGCAUACUACAUCUGCGCCACUAUCCGCGCUGUCUACGACAUCUGUCUCCAAUCCACGAAGACGUACCUAGACUCCCACCUUGCCAAUCGUCGGGCCAGGGCAAGCCACUCCCCAUCGUUUCUCAGUCACCUUUCGCAUCAUCAUCCUCAGCUGAAGGCAGAUCCCGGCAACGACGACCACAACUGCACCAUGAACCCUACCCAGCAAACUGCCAUCGCCGCCACAGCCAGCCUCCACACCGGAUGCAACAGAACAGACGACACCCCUCCUAUCCCAUCGUCAACGAACUCGCUCCUCAAGAACGUGAGCGCCAUCUGCAGCAUGCUGUGGACAGGCUCGCAGCACUCGCGCCUCGACGUCCUCAACAUCGAGCGCAUGGCGGUAGACAACAUGAGCCGGUUGCUGUGCUGGGCGGAGACCGUGGCCCUGGGCGACUACGACGAGUGGAGGAUGGCCGGGGACGACGCCAUGUGGCAGGUGCUGGAGGCGGGUCGGAACCUGUGUGCCUGGCUAGGGGUCCCGGAUGGCAUCCAGGGCAUGGAGGCGUUGGGGGCCAGCGUUUUGAGGUCAAGACAUGGGAUCCUCUAACCUAGGUGCCUAGAUAAUAGAGAGAGAUUUGUGUGCAUUAAGUAACUCU